UCCCCAUCUCCACUCACCAGUCUCCAUUUCCGGCCCGGGGGGGGCACUCUCGCGGAGGGGGGGCGCUUGGGGGCGCGGCUGUGGUGUCCGUUGCCGCCGCCGGCAGAGAAGCGCAAGACGCGGCUGACGCGCAGGCGGUCGCUGAGAUUCCGUUGCUGUCCGAAGGCUUUGGCUGGAGCCCUGUCCAGAAAAUCUCCGGUCUUAUCGCAGCCAUGUUAACAACAGGAUGAAGCUGGAGGCUGUUGUGGAACAGCUGCAGAAGCAGCAGCAACAGCAGCAGCAGCAGCAGGCACCUCUGCAGAUGGAUUCCAGAGAGAGACAACAGAGGCAGAUGCGAGAAGCCCAGCUGCAUUAUGCUCAGCAGCUGACAGUGCAGCAAGCUGCUCUGGCAGCCACAUCUGGCAAGGCUUCAGGUGGCCCCACUCUUGGUCCUUCAGCCAGAAUCCCUCCUGUGCUUGGGGCUGCCCGAACAUUUGAUCAGAGCAGUAUGAACUCAGAGGAGGAGGAGGAGGAAGACGAAGAGGAAGAAGAGGAAGGAGAAGAGGAUUUGGAAGACGGCAAUCUUGAGGAUGAUGCCACGAUAACUGGGAAAGAUGCGUGUUCUGCUUUGAAGUAUUUUCAUGCUUCCAAAGUUGCUCCCCACAACCAAAGAGUGGCUUCUUCCUCUAACCCCCUACCUGUUCUUGGGGCACAGUGGGGACCACAGGGGAAGGAGGAGCAGGGUAAAGAGCCUACUGUUCCUCCAUAUUCCGGCUGCUCGUCUGGGAGGCAGACCUGGAGAUUGGAUGAGCAGCUCAAACAGAAUGGAAGCCUGAGCUGGAACGAAGAAGCCGACGGCAGCAGAGGAAGAGAGGUGUCUCGAGACUUUGCCAAGCUGUAUGAACUUGAUGGUGAUCCUGAACGGAAGAAAUUCCUGGAUGACCUCUUUGUUUUUAUGCAGAAGAGGGGAACACCGAUCAACCGCAUCCCCAUCAUGGCAAAGCAGAUCCUUGACCUCUACAUGCUCUACAAGCUGGUGACCGAGAAAGGAGGGCUGGUGGAAAUCAUCAACAAGAAGAUCUGGAGAGAGAUCACCAAAGGCCUUAACCUACCCACCUCCAUCACCAGUGCUGCAUUUACACUUCGCACCCAGUAUAUGAAGUACCUCUAUGCCUACGAAUGUGAGAAGAAGUCCUUAAGUUCUCCCGCUGAGCUGCAGGCCGCCAUUGACGGCAACAGGCGGGAAGGCCGGCGGCCCAGUUACAGUUCCUCCUUGUUCAGCUACUCUCCUGCUACCACGGGGCCUCCUUCCCUCCUGUGCCCUCCAAAGAUCCGCUUCCCGAUAGUUAGCCUCGCCCCUGGCAGUGGAACCAGCAACCCUCAUCUCUCUCCAGCAGGAGCUCUCAGGAAAGGUGAUGGCAUCCCCCUGACUGUGUCCACGCCAAAUCGUGUUGCCAUGCCCGUGACCUUGGCUAACCAGCAGGCCACUGUAGCAGCAAGAACGGCCACUCUGGAGCAGCUGAGGGAGAGGCUGGAGUCUGGAGAGCCCCCGGAGAAGAUUGCACGGAUGACGGAGGAAGAGCAGCGGUUUGUCCAGCAGGCCUUCCAGCGGAACCUCUUCAGCAUGGCACGGCAGCUGCCCAUGAAGAUCAAAAUCAAUGGCCGAGCAGAGGAUAAAUCCGAUUCGGCAGCCACGGCAGCAGCAUUGAAUUGGACCCCAUCUGGCUUCGGAAGCAUUAACAUGUCGGUGGAAAUCAAUGGCACAAUCUAUGCUGGAGUCCUGUUUGCCCAGAAGCCGGUUGUCCACCUCAUUGCCGGAUCCAGCACACAGAGCACUGGCGGCAGCAGCAGCAGCAGCUCCCACUGUUCCCCCAGCCCCACGUCCUCCAGGGGCACCCCCAGUGUUGAGCCUUCGACCAGCUGGUCUCUCUGAGGGGGAAGCGGGUGGCUCUCUCGGGCCUGGGGCGGCUCCUCUAGGCUGGAAAGGAGCCCACCGCCGGCCUCGUCUUGAGGAACCCGCUCUUGCCAUUGGCCAGCACUGGAGGACCGCGGCACCCUUGCCGGCAGCGUUCCCACCAGGAUGUUCUCGCUGUCCGUCUAGCCUUUCUUCAGGUCUUGCUGUGUCCCUGGUGGUGAAGGGGGGGUGCGAUGAGGGAAGGGGGGACACAGGGCGUGUUUCAAUCAGGGAUUCUCUUGAGUGGCCGUGCGUUUGUAGAUGACUGAGCAUUGCCAUGGUAGCAAAAGGCAUGGGGCAGAAACCCGUUUUCCAAAUCAGAAGCCCAAAGGACUUUCUUAACAUGACUGCAGUGUGUUGACAAUCCUACCCCCAGAGGCGGGGGGGAACGUGGCCCUCUCUUUUUCUUUCAUACACCCACACCCUUUCAUUCUCCUCUGCAGCUCGUGUGUGUGUGUGUGUGUGCGCGCACACACACCUCUCUCACCCUCUACUAAUCCCCCUGUGCAUUGUUAGUGUGUGAAUCUCAGCUUGCCACUUCCCUAGGCUGCAUCUCCUCUGCAUCUCCUCCCUCUGGAGAAUGUUGGCAGCAUGAAACUUACUUCAUCUGCAGCAUGAAGUGGUUUCACUCAGAGGCCGGGCAAGCCUUGCGUUGAGCAGAACAAGAGUGCCCUGGGCUGGCUGUUCUCCGUGCCUCGGCUGUCACAGAGGGCUGCAGGGGGGCCCCUCCAGGGCCGAGUGCCUACCUCUGUUGGGCCUUCCUCUUGACAUUAAGCUGUGAAAUUCCUUUGCUCCUUUCUCUCUCUGGGUGUUUUUCCUGCCUGCCAAAAAGGGAGCGGGGAAAGGUGGCUUGAGAUUCCCAAGAAGGGGCAGGCUUCUCCCUAUCUUUCCAAGCCCCUCUGUCCCUCAGAAACAUAACAGGGGACUGAAGGUGGUGGUGGCUUGAAGGAACAAGGCAUCCCUGCAACUCGGCCUCUGUUCACUCACUGGCUGAAUACUUGUCCUUUUAGCUGGUGGCCCAGAAUCUUCUGCAGCCUGAACCCCUGUCUGUGUAGCCUGUGGGAAAGGAAAUAGCCACUCGCCGAGUAUUUAUGGAGAUGCCAUUGGAGCCCCAUAAGCCCGAGGCUUCCAGGGAACUGCAAGCCGUUUUGGUUUCUCUUUCCAUAGACAUGUUCUUCUGCUUUUUAACUGCCCCCCCCCCAACAUUCAUUCAUUUCUUCUCUCUCCCUCUCGUGCCUUCCUUGAACCCAACAAACGUUUGCUCAUUCCUCACUGAAUCCACCCCCCCCCACUUCGUCCAUUGGCUCAGCAAGCCGUCUCUUUGCUUCAGGGAUCUGCCUCCCUCUCGCACCCUGGCGAUCUCAGUUAUCAUACAGAUCUGUGUUGGCUUCUCCUGAGCAGAUGAAAUACCUCAGAAAUAUGUACUUAUUGCUGUGUUUUUUUUCUCUUCUGGAAGGAUUUGUGUAUGUUAAAGCUUCUUUUUAUAUGUCUUGUUGACUGCUUUUAUUUUUAUUUUAUAUAUAUAUAUAUAUAUAUAUAUAUAUAUAUAGUAGCACCAAAGACACACCAAAACGAAACAAAACAACGCCCUGAGUGAAGGAUCAGAAAGCUUGGAUGUCUUUAGUAUUGCAUAGAAGCACUUGGAAUAAGGUGUCUCAGGCAUGGGGUGAAAGAUGGUGGUGACUGCAAGUUGAUUCCUCAGGCAGGCUCAUCUCACAUGCUCUCUUCCUCCGCCCCCUCCCUUUUUUUAGAAGGGUUUGAGCUUUGGAUUUUCAAAGUAACUCAGGUUAGAUGCAUCCCAGCACACUGCUUGCCUUCCAGUUUUUAUUCCUCAGCACGCUUGAAGUAAAAUAGGGAUGAGCAUUUGAUCAGCAAAAAAAGAUUUGGUUAAUUGGUCAUAAGAACCUGAGAACCUUGCUGGAUCAGACCCAUGCCCAUCAAAUCCAGCAUCCUGUUUCACACAGUGGCCUACCAGAUGCCCCUGGGAAGCCCACAGGCAAGAGAUGAGGGCGUGCCUUCUCUCUUGAUGUUGCUCCCCUGCAGCUGGGAUGCAGAGCAUCAUGUUUCUGCGGCUGGAGGUGACCUAUAGCCACCAGACUAGUAGUCAUUGAUAGAUUUGUCCUCCAUGAAUUUGUCUAAAUCUCUCUUAAAGCCACCCAAGCUGGUGGCCAUCACCACAUCCUGUGGCAGAGAAUAUCAUCUAUGAAUUAUGUGCUGUGUGAAAAAGUACUUCCUUUGGUUGGUCCUAAAUUUCCCAGCCUUGAGUUUCAUGGGAUGACCCCUGGUUCUAAUGUUGUGAGAGAGGGAGAAAAAUUUCUCCCUGUCCACUUCCUCCACUCCAUGCAUAAUUUUAUACACCUCUAUCAUGUCUCCCUGUAGCUGCCUCUUUUCCAAACUAGAAUACCUCAGAUGCUAUAGCCUUGCCUUAUAAGGAAGGUGCUCCAGGCCCCUGGUCAUCUUGGUUGCCCCUUUCUGCACCUUUCCCAGUUCUACAAUGUCCUUAAGGUACCAGAACUGUACACAGAACUCCAAAUGUGGGCACACCAUAGAUUUGUAUAAGGCUAUUAUAAUAUUCACAUGUUUAUUUUCAGUCCCUUUCCUAGUGAUCCCUAGCAAUGGAAUUUGCCUUUUUUAUCACUGCCACGCACUGAGUCAACACUUUAAAUGAACGGUCCACCAUGACCCCAAGAUCUCCCUCCUGGUCAGUCACCGAUAGCCCAGCUCCCUUCAGAGUAUAUCUGAAAUUGCCCCAAUAUGCAUCUCUUUACACUUGCUCACACUGAACCGCGGUUGGAGAGAUCCUUUUGGAGUUCCUCACAAUCUCUUCUGGAUUUCACUACCCUAAAUAGUUUAGUGUCAUCUGCAAAUUUGGCCACUUUGCUGCUUACCCCAACUUCUAGAUGAUUUAUGAUCAAGUUAAAAAGUUCUGGCCCCCAUACCAGUCCUUCUAGGUCUCAUUGUAAAUGGAGGUCAGCGGCCAGCUGCUAGGCCAGAUCUGAUGCAAUCUUAUCUAUCUGUCUCCUGGAAGAGCAGCAGGAAUAGAGAAUGUAGGAGAGGCCAGAAUGGAAAUCAAAGUAACUGAGCGGAAAUUGAAGCUAAUUUGGAUACCUCAGUUCACACAAGGAUAUCUCAAGUAAAUGCUACUUGUAUUUGGACAAAAAGCACCCAGCCACUGUUACCCUUGGCAUUCCCUGUGCCGUGACUGAAGUGUUAUUGGUAAAACCCUUUGGUCGGUUUGCUCUCUGCUGGCACAGCUGGCACUGUGAGCUAUUUUAUUCUAGUGCAGGGGUAGGCAAUCUUGUCUCUCUAGCUCAGGGGUUCUCAACGUGUGGGUCCCCAGAUGUAAUUGGACUUCAACUCCCAUAACUCCCAACCAAAGGCCAAUGGGGCUGGGGAUGAAGGGAGUUGAAGUCCAAUAACAUCUGGGGACCCACGCGUUGAGAAACCCUGCUCUAGCUGCUGUUGGACUACAACUCUCAUCAUUCCCAGCCCAAUUCUUGUAGUUAAUUGUUGAUGGGAGUUGUAGUUCAGGAUCAGCUGGAGACCCAAGGUUGCCCACCCCUGUUCUAGUGGAUAGGAAACUUUCAAAGGAUGCACAUAGCUUGAGAUUUUUCACCCUAGGGCCCUCUGCCCUGUUGCUUUUAGUAUUUAGCAGAAUCUGAGUCCAGCGGUGCUCACCCUUGCUUCUUCAGGAAUCCUCUGAAGCAGUUGGUUGGCUAAAAAGUGUUGCCUCCCCAACUACAACCAGCAGCAGCUCGUCCUAAUGAGUUGGGGGGGGGGGGACAAGGCACAGCAUCCCAGCGGGAUGGGAUGGGGGAAAGAGGUGCAACCAGGGCUGCCCCCCCCCGCUCAUUAGGAGAAGCCGCUGCUGACUACAGCGCUCUAAGAUGAUCCAAUCUGUACUGGUUAGCAAAGAUCCAGCAAAGAUUGCAUCGAUUGUGAAACUGAGCUUCUAGCAGUUGUUCUGAAGAAUCCUGUUAGCCUCUUCUUCUUUGUCGUCUUCUUCUUCCUCCUCUUCUUCUUCUCCUUCCUCUUCUUCUCCUUCCUCUUCCUCUUCUUCUUCUUCCUCCUCUUCUUCUUCUUCCUCCUCUUCUUCCUCUUCCUCCUCCUCUUCUUCCUCCUCCUCCUCCUCCUCCUCCUCUUCUUCUUCUUCUUCUUCUUCUUGUAGGUUUCUAGCCCUCAAAAUUUGGGAGAGAUGGGAACCUUGAAGAAUUGCAGUGUGGUUUCUGGGACUGCUUGACACCUUGUAUAAUCAAUCUUGCUUCUAGACUCUGUUGGCUUCCUGGUUUCGGAACUCAUGGAUUCCUUCCCCCACUUCCCGUCCCAUGCAGAACUCUAAGCCGUUGGCUAGAGGGGAGGGUUGCUUUCCCUGGAUGUUUUUUUUUCACACCUUCCUGAGAGCAAAGAUGAGUUCUUGCUGAAGUGGGUCAAAUUAGACGUAAAGGUGGCAGAUCUGUGAGUUUGAAUUGGAGUCUGUCCCGGUGGUGUAUCAACAGAAGAUGAGAAUCAUUCGAAGUAAAAGGGGCAGGGGAAGUGAGAGAAGCUGAGCCCUCUCCAGGGCCACGUAGCCGAGGGGUUCUCCAUCUUGGGCUCUCAGAUCUUGUAUCAGCACUUGGCUGAAAGCAUCCUAGCCACCAGGGAUUUAAGGCGUAAGUGGCAAAAGAGUUUUGCACCUACCACUUGCAUGCCCCCUUUUGCCCUUUGAAUUGCCCCUUGACAUGUUGUUUUGGGCAGGCUUUCUGCAGCUCAAUCUGCCACCACCAGCUCUAAUUUGGCCCCGUCUUACUUGCGAAUAUUGCAUGUUCUUGCACAGAAACUGUUUGACUCACUGAAAUGGGCUCCAUACUCCUAGAGCAAGGAUUCCAAAGCGUGGCUCCCCAAAGGUUACCACUCCCAUCACCCUUGCCAUGGUGGAUGAUGGGUGUUGUAGUCCCAAUAACAACUGGUGACCCACCCCGCUUGGGAGCCCUGACCUAGAGUAUUCAUGCCUGUAAGCUGCUUAUGCAGCUAGACUGGAACGGGGCCGGGAUGGAAGACGUUUUCUUACCCAGUUCAGGGAAAGGGUAGAUAUUAUUGUGACUUGUAACCAUAUAUACCUCAUUAAAAAAUAAGUCAGCCGCAGCGACACACUGGACCCUCCUUCUUUUCGGGGUCAACCAUUUUAGACUGUGAAAACCUUCCCCCCUCCUCUUCCUUGGUUCCGGCUGCAGAUUUUGGCGGACGUGUGUCGCCGUUUCUGCGGCUGGGUGCCAGGCUUUGCGGGGGACGGGUCUAGAGACCAGCAGCAGCUUAUGGGUUAGCGGGGAUCAAGUGUGUAGCCCCCGCUGAAUCCUGCUUGUUGAACUCUGAAUCUUAAAGAUCUUUACUAUUCAAAAUAUUGUAUGGCACUCAGGGCUUUUGAUAUGACGGGAAGGGCUGUUUCUCAUGCGAUGGGUUUUGUUUUGCAGUGGCUUCCACCACCCCAUCCCUGCACAUUCAAGCACCAGACUGUGCGGGGCCUUCGCACCCAGAGGCCGGGCUUGUGAACAAGGGCACGGCCAAGAGAAAGCAAGUGCCGACCUGCCGAGACUGCAAAAGAAAUCUUGUCUCCUGUCAGACCCGUGGUCCUUCUAGCUCAGUUUCGACGACUGUGCUAGCAGAUAGCCAAGGUCUUGCGCAGAGGUCUUUCGCAGGCAGGGAGAGGAGAUCUGGUCUUGCAGUAGUGCGCGUGAAUGGUCCCCUUGGCUAAGCAGGGUCUGCCCUGGUUUGCAUUUGGAUGGGUGACUGCAUGUGAGCACUGCACUGCGAGAUAUUCCCCUUAGGGGGAUGGCGCCAUAGCUCAGUGGUAAAGCAUGUGCUUUGCAAGCAGGAGGUCCAAGGUUCAACCCCUGGCAGCAUCUCCAGGCAGAGCUGGGGAAAGACUCCUGCCUGAAACCCGAGGAGCUGCUGCCAGUCAGUGUAGACAAUCCUGAGCUCAAUGGACCAGUGGCCUGACUUGGAAUAAGUCAGCUUCCGAUGUUGCUCUCUAGCCAUCCUACCUGAGAGAUUUAUAGCUGGCAAUGCCAGGGUUUGAAUCGUUAGCCUGCAAGCACAUGCUGUACCCCUGAGAGAUGCUCGUCUCCCAACAGGCCCCCGUGCUUUCUGGUGGCACCAGCAGAUUUCAGAAGAGAGAUCGCUCCCAUGGUCAGGGUGGUGAGAGAGAGAACGGCUCUUACAGAUCAGUGCUCAGGACCCUCCCAAGUGGCUGGGAUUGAGACAGUCCUUUCUUGGCUGCUGCGCCUUCCUUUCAGGCAGACUCGGAGGUGGGAGGAGGUGCUCAGACCCCAACCGCAAGCUAGUUUUUCUUAACUAUUUAAAGGAAGAAAUAAAAAUGUGAUAGCCUAGAUGGUGAAUAAAUAAAUACCUCAGACGUCUCCUUCCAGCAAGUGUUUGUAUAUGUUGUUGGUGGUUUUUUUUUUUCUAUCUUACAUGUUAAUCUGAAUGUUUAUAUUCCAAUAAACUUCUACCUCUUCA
Hemicordylus capensis (graceful crag lizard) is the source of this 8425-nucleotide messenger RNA. It is a transcript of the gene ARID3B, whose product is annotated as AT-rich interaction domain 3B. Gene Ontology annotation, cellular component: nucleus. Gene Ontology annotation, biological process: regulation of transcription by RNA polymerase II. The coding region runs from base 227 to 1912 and encodes 561 amino acids. NCBI's taxonomy places the organism in Eukaryota, Metazoa, Chordata, Lepidosauria, Squamata, Cordylidae. The transcript has 9 exons. The record is from RefSeq and is a predicted model, not a curated record. Gene Ontology annotation, molecular function: DNA binding.